UCAUUAAUAUUUCAUUCGUUGACAUUUGUAUAGCUCCAAUUCGUUUUAAUCCUAUAAAAUUCCGUUUCCAAGUUUCGAGCAGCUGUUUUUGUUGUUAUUUUACUUCGUCAACAAUGGUCGGUGAUGGUUUAAACAGUCCCCGCCAUCAAGGCGGGAAAAAAGUAACUUCAGAGUUAGGGAAAGCAAUUCCAGACAAGUACAUGAUGCGUAACACUCGCGUUCUGAGUCUCGGGAAGGCACAGCUGAAGUGUCUGCCGGAAAAUGUCAUUGACACGGCUUGCGAUGAGCAGGUGAAUAUCGUGAGACUUGAGGACAAUCUAUUGACUGAUGUGCCGACUGAGCUGUACAAAAUGAGCGAGCUACUCACCGAGCUGGUUCUGGCCAAAAACCAGCUCUCCUAUAUACCCACGUUCAUAUCGCAGUUUUCGCGCCUUAACGUUAUGAACUUGUCGUGCAAUUUGCUGCGUGGCUUGCCCAUGGAAUUUGCCGGCCUUCAAAUGCUGCGCGAAUUGAACAUAUCGCACAAUCGGCUGGAUCACUUGCCUAGCUGCAUCUACGAACUGAACAACCUCGACACGCUCAUCGCCAACGAUAAUCGAAUCAAGGAGCUGGAUGCCACCGAAGAUGGACUCGGCGCUUUGAGCCAGCUCAAUGUGCUGGAUCUAAGCAACAACGAUAUUCAGCUGGUGCCACCCGUGUUGGGUAAAAUGACAAAUAUAACAGAAUUGAAAUUGUCUGGAAAUCCGUUCCGUCAGCCACGUCAUCAAAUUUUAGCAAUGGGCACCGCGGCCACAAUGGAUUAUCUACGAGGACGCAUUCCCCUCUAGAAUAAUGGCGAUAUUUGUCUUAUUUUAAUAAAUCGUAUCGUACCUAAA
Drosophila montana is the source of this 875-nucleotide messenger RNA. RefSeq names its product leucine-rich repeat-containing protein 40. The transcript has a single exon. Lineage: Eukaryota; Metazoa; Arthropoda; Insecta; Diptera; Drosophilidae. The coding region runs from base 114 to 827 and encodes 237 amino acids. Gene Ontology annotation, molecular function: protein binding. The record is from RefSeq and is a predicted model, not a curated record.